Molecule: messenger RNA, 378 nt
Organism: Serpula lacrymans var. lacrymans S7.9
Lineage: Eukaryota; Fungi; Basidiomycota; Agaricomycetes; Boletales; Serpulaceae
Exons: 2
Coding region: 1-378 (125 amino acids)
Source: RefSeq, a predicted model, not a curated record
AUGUCUGUACCUCGCUAUCUACCCCAUCUUAUCUACUCUACAGCACUAACCUCCGUGUCUAUACAUUUGCUAUGGCAUCGAAAACAACAGGAAGAGGAUAAUGCCCGUAUAUCAGCCCAAGUCUCCAUCCUAGAAUCUCUUGUCAGCCAACUACAGUCGGGGAGACCGGUCAAGGACGAAGAGAUUGACAGACUACGAAAACUUGCUCAAGUCCAUGACGACGAGCGGACUGGGGUGAAUCCCGCGGCUGCUGGCAGUAUAGGCUGGAAAGAUGUGAUAUGGGGACGGAAAAGUUCGCCUAGUCAGAAGAGCAGCGACGACGAGUGGGAGCGGAAGGAUUUGGAAAAAAUUCGACAAGAGAUCGAGGCUGAAAUCUGA